Molecule: messenger RNA, 1293 nt
Organism: Rotaria sp. Silwood2
Lineage: Eukaryota; Metazoa; Rotifera; Eurotatoria; Philodinida; Philodinidae
Source: the annotation of a GenBank genome assembly
AUGGGUGUCAGUGGAUCUCAAGAGAACAACGAAAAAAAGCCAGUUGUACUUAUCGUUGGCGGUGGUUAUGCAGGUACUCAAUGUGCUAAAUUAUUAGAUAAAAGUGGUCGAUUUUUUGUCGUGCUGAUUGAUCGAAAAUCUUAUUUUCUUCACAAUGUUGCAGCAUUACGUGCUACAGUAGAACGAGAUUUUGCUCAAAAAAUUAUUAUUCCCUAUGAUCGAUUGCUUACUAAUGGUUGUGUUGUACAAGCUGAAGUAAUAUCAAUUUCAAGUGAUAGUGUUCAAGUUUAUGGACGGAAUGAACCAAUUAGUUUCGAUUAUUUAGUUAUAGCUACUGGUUCCUCAUAUGCUUUUCCUGGUAAAAUAGCUGAAGUUGAAAUUACACAAGCUGUAAAUCUUUAUAAUAAUAUUCAAGAAAAAGUUAAACAAUCUCAACAAAUAUUAGUUAUUGGUGGUGGUCCAGUUGGAGUUGAAUUAGCUGGUGAAAUAGCGACUGAUUUUCCUGAAAAAGAGAUUACUAUUGUACAUAGUCAACCAACAUUAUUACAACCUAAAAUAUUUAACGGAAAAGUUUAUACCAAUUUACAAGAGCAACUUGAAAAACUUAAUGUUAAAAUAAUAUUAAAUGAUCGAAUUCAAUUAUCAAAUAAUCAACAUAUAAAUUAUAUAGAAGGAAAAGAAACAUAUCUAACAGAAAAUACUAAAACAAGUAUUACAGCUGAUUUAACAUUUUUAUGUACCGGUGCACAUGUUAAUAAUAGAAGUUUAUUAAAUAGUUCUUUAAAAUCAAAAGUAAAUCCUCAAACAGGUCGAAUUAUUGUUAAUAAUUAUUUACAAGUGGAUGAUUAUGAAAAUAUUUUUGCUAUUGGUGAUAUAAGUGAUAAAGAAGACAAAUUUGCAUUUUUAGCUGACGCACAAGCAGAAUAUGUUGCUAAAAUAAUUCCAUUGAUUGAAAAGAAAAAAUCUUAUCCAAAAGAAUAUCACACUCAUGUAAAUCGAGCUAUUUUGCUAUCCGUUGGUCGAAAUGGAGGUGUUGGACAAUUACCAACAAAGAGUGGAAUUGCUGUUGGUAGUUGCAUUGUGAAACAUUUUAAAUCAAAAGAUAUGUUUGCAUCACGUUAUCGAUCAGCAAUGAAUUAUAAUAAUUCCGAAAAUCAAUCAGAAAAUAAACCAGCCUAUUUAAAUAAACUUGAUUCAGUUCAAUCGAUCUUAUCUUUUAGUGAAGAAGAUGCUCGAAAUUUACUUGCAGGUCUACCAGCUAAAGAACUUGAACCUGGUCAAGAUUUUAUUUAA